CUGCACGUACAGAUCAACAAAUUGCUAGCUGCUGCCCUUUAUAUAUUCUUCGACCGUCUACUUACUGCCCAUACCAGCAUUUUGUUUCCAAAUUAAAGUUAAGGAGUUGCUCAUUUGUGCAACGAAGAUGGGCUUGCUAGAUCACCUUUCUGACCUCUUCGAAUUCCAUCGAGGCCACAGCAAAAAGAAGCUCAGCAAACUAAGGAAAAGGCAACUUGAGAUGGUGGAGAUAAGAGUGAAAAUGGACUGCGAAGGUUGCGAAAGGAGGGUGAGGAAGUCGGUAGACGGAAUGAAAGGAGUGACCAACGUAGAAGUGGAGCCAAAGAAGCACAGAUUGGUAGUUACAGGUUAUGUGGAUCCAGAUAAAGUGUUGCGUCGAGUAAGGCAUCGCACAGGAAAGAAGGCUGAGUUUUGGCCAUACGUUCCUUACGACUUGGUGGAUCAUCCCUACGUGCGCGGUGUGUAUGAUAAAAAGGCUCCAGCAGGAUACGUUCGCAACGCCGAUGGUAACCCGCAGACGUCAAGCCUUGCGAGGGCAAGCUCCACAGAAGUCAAUUAUAUCACUGCCUUUAGUGAUGAAAAUCCUCAGGCAUGCACGGUUAUGUGAUGCAGAAAGUUGCUUGGUUCAUUCAAAAGCUCUAAUUAGAAGUACUAGGAGGAAUUGCGUGCAGUCAAUUAGCUAGUCGAUGUAAGGUUGUUAAUUAAGCUAACUUUUGUUGUAUUGAGUAUGACGAUAUAUAGUUGUGUCAUAUACUUCAUCAGUCUGAUUUUAUGUGUGCGAUUUUCACGAA
Nicotiana tabacum (common tobacco) is the source of this 791-nucleotide messenger RNA. RefSeq names its product heavy metal-associated isoprenylated plant protein 26. NCBI's taxonomy places the organism in Eukaryota, Viridiplantae, Streptophyta, Magnoliopsida, Solanales, Solanaceae. Gene Ontology annotation, molecular function: metal ion binding. The record is from RefSeq and is a predicted model, not a curated record.